Messenger RNA from Neopelma chrysocephalum (saffron-crested tyrant-manakin), 779 nucleotides. RefSeq lists its product as uncharacterized. NCBI's taxonomy places the organism in Eukaryota, Metazoa, Chordata, Aves, Passeriformes, Pipridae. The transcript has 6 exons. The record is from RefSeq and is a predicted model, not a curated record. The annotation marks the transcript as partial.
AUCCAGGACGGGACCGGACACAAGACCGUGCCCAUGGACGCUUCCACAGGGCAGCUCAGGCUUGUCUGACAUCCCUAGCCAUUCGGCGUAGAAAGGCCAGGAUCACGCCAGCUGAGGUCAUGGCACAACUGGACCCCGUGCCGAGUGAGCUCAAGCCAGACCCUGAUGUCGGCACCGCGUCGACUGACGGCACAGCAAACUGUGACAGCGCGGUGACCGAUGACGGGACAGACUCCAGCACGGCGCUGCCUGAGCUCCCCACGGAGGCUGACGGGGCAACCACUGAGGGCAUCGCAGACACUGAGAGCACACCCGUUCAGUGCCUGCUCGAUGCCCCCAGUCUGGAUGUUCUUGGGGACGGAGCUGUCUCUGCUCAAGAAGCCACGGAGCCAGAGAGAGGCAUGGAGGAGAGACCUCCCAGCGUCCCCCAGGUGGCCUGGGUGAAGGAGGGGGAUGAGGAGGAAGGCCCUGGAGUUGCCCCUGCAGAGCAGCCUGAAGAGGUGGAGCAGUGCCAGCCCCUGCAGGAGGAUCCAGACCAGGACAGUGCUGCAGACACCGACAGCAGGCCUGCUCAGAGCGGGAAUGAUUCUCCCGCCUCGGAUGUUUCUGGGGAGAACGGUGUCUCUGAUCCAAAGGAAGAAGCCUCAGAGGAAGACAGAGGCAUGGAGCAGAGACCUCCCAGCGUGCUAGAGGUGGCCUGGAUCCAGGACAGGACCGCGGUGCAGACACCGACAGCAGGCCUGCUCAGAGCGGGAAUGAUUCUCCCGCUCUGGACGUUU